AAGAGACGCCAAAGGACAGCGCGCAAAUCUCCCUCUGAACUACUGGGAAAUAUGCAUCCUAACUUGGUGAGCUGGUUGGGGACUGUGGGGUUCCUGCUGUGGGCGCUGCUCUCCCUGAGCGCACUGACCGAGGGAUACCCGAUGAAACCCGAGAACCCCGGGGAGGACGCGCCGGCGGAGGAACUGGCCAAAUACUACUCUGCUCUGAGACACUACAUCAACCUCAUCACAAGACAGAGGUAUGGGAAGAGGUCCAGCCCUGAGAUUCUGGACACUCUUGUGUCAGAGCUGCUGUUGAAGGAAAGUUCAGACACACUUCCCCAGUCAAGAUAUGACCCAUCAUUGUGGUGAUGCCGUCCACCAGUGAUGCCACCCGCCUCCUCACUGCCGCCCCACCGCUGCUGACAUUUUGACCUCUUAGCAUUUGUCACUUCAUACCGUCCCACACCUAAAGCCCUCCCUGCAGCCUCUGCACCCUUUUACCUCUGCUGUAUACGAGCCAACAUGUGUCGUCAAGCCUCUCCCCCUUUAACCAAGCAGCUAUGGUCAAAACUGCUCGUAGUUUGUGUCACGAAACUGUAAAUAGGUUAUUUAUCAUCUGUAAAACUUAAAGGCAAAAUGGGAGAGGGGCAUGUUGUCUGUAUUGUAUAAUGGUGCCAUUAAAGAAUCAUUGUUUGAA
This is a messenger RNA of Solea senegalensis (Senegalese sole), 679 nucleotides long. It is a transcript of the gene npy, whose product is annotated as neuropeptide Y. Gene Ontology annotation, cellular component: extracellular region. Bases 52 to 351 code for a protein of 99 amino acids. NCBI's taxonomy places the organism in Eukaryota, Metazoa, Chordata, Actinopteri, Pleuronectiformes, Soleidae. Gene Ontology annotation, biological process: feeding behavior; neuropeptide signaling pathway. The record is from RefSeq and is a predicted model, not a curated record. Gene Ontology annotation, molecular function: neuropeptide Y receptor binding; neuropeptide hormone activity. The transcript has 4 exons.